Molecule: messenger RNA, 803 nt
Organism: Mycena citricolor
Lineage: Eukaryota; Fungi; Basidiomycota; Agaricomycetes; Agaricales; Mycenaceae
Source: the annotation of a GenBank genome assembly
CAGGGGGACAGUGCGAGGUAAUGGCUAAUGAGAUACAUGCAAAGGCGUUCAAACGAGGAUACAAGUAUGAUGUAAACGUCGUCGAUGGCAGCGUUGGUGAAUGUGAGGAAUGUUGAAUGCUACGAGUCGAUAUCAGAUGUGGCGAGGAUGCGGCUUCAGCAGCAGGUGAAAGUGUCCUGCGCGUAGGACACACUGCUGAACAUCGAAGAGCCGCGGAAGCGGUCCGAUAUCCGCAGUGACGCGCCGGGCCCCGUCUCUCUCGAUCUCCCAGCCCCAUCAAUGGCGAGCACACAAGCACGAGGAACGGUGACAGGCACAGAGUUCAUUGGACCAGCCUCGUACUACACACGGAGGGUGACGGACUUCGUCGACGGAAAGGAUUCCGCGGCCAGUUAUCCGAACAAAGGUAUCAGGGGACGCAUGACCAGGACAUCGGUAGCGAAAGAUCGACCUAGAGGAUAGAUCGGUGACCCUCUGAUCUGAGCGCCUGGGGCAGAAGUGGAUGGAUCUCCAGCUCAGUACAGUUUUCCGGAGGAGAUUGUGCAAGCGAUCGAGACGCCUUUCAGGAAGACACGAACACGCAAGUCUGGAUCGCUGUCUCCGAAGCCUUGUGUAUGGGCCGCAAAGUAUGCGGUCGGGUGUGAAUGUGAACGAGCAUUCUAGUGAGCAUAGAUGGUGAUAUCGUUAUCGACGGUAUCAACUGGUGUGAGGGGUGGGCCCAAGGGACAAGUGACCGGUAUAAGGUCUGGGCGGCAGGAGCGUGCACCCCGCCUAGGGCGCAAGUCUUCCAGGGUACCAGCCAC